Messenger RNA from Macrobrachium nipponense, 5044 nucleotides. Its product is annotated as PTB domain-containing engulfment adapter protein 1-like. Bases 752 to 2125 code for a protein of 457 amino acids. The transcript is spliced from 14 exons. NCBI's taxonomy places the organism in Eukaryota, Metazoa, Arthropoda, Malacostraca, Decapoda, Palaemonidae. The record is from RefSeq and is a predicted model, not a curated record.
GGUGUUGCUGAAGUCGUUGUGGUAGGCGGCCUUUGCACAGCGCGCGCGCGACUUAUAAAUCCGUUGCUAGGAUCCGCGUUUCCCGGGGAAAAAGAAGACCAUCUGGAAUUAUUUUAAAAUUCAGGAGUUUGCAUGUCCCGUUGUUGUUUUUAAGACAGAAACUUACUCGGUAUACGCGUACUAAUUUUGGUAUAUGAAACGAUACCGUAGCGGAUACGUGUCAGUCCGCGUCGGAAGGUGAACGAGCCCCUCCGUGAAAUUGUCAGUGAUUUUUCCAUUGUUGAAAAUAUCCUGGAGAAUAAUUCUCCGCCGUGACGAGUAGUGUUAGAGCAAGUGGAGUGUUGCUGUUCUUUCUUCUAUUCUUGAAAAAAAAAGAAGAAAGAAGCAAAAGUAACUGUCCAGAACUGGUGUAACUCAAAAGCAUAAAAGCGUGGUCGCCACCACCAGCAUCAACAAAAGCUAGUUUUAUAAAACUAGUUGGCCGUCGUUGAGUUGGUGAGUGUUUUCGUUCGUUCGUGCGUGCGCGGGUUGGUAGAGCCUACCUACCUACCCCUGGUCCAACCCCCUCCCGGCCCCUAUCCACAUCCAGGGACCCCCUCCCCCUAUCUCCUUCAAGGGCACUCAGCUUCCCUACGCUCCAUCUUCGAUUAAUAAUACUUCAGGUGUGUACUCGAUCAAGAGCCUGUGUGAGCUCGAAGCAGUUGGACAGGUGUGUUUGCGUUAAGAAGUUUUCCACCACUCCAACUGAAUCAUGGGAGUCUUUGAUGGGCAGACGAUAAUGAUGAAGAACACCGGCCUACUCAGGUGGACCAACAACAAGAACAACAACAACAAGAACAACAAUGCCAAAAACGCAAACAAAAACUGGCUCCAUCCACCGGAAGCACUUCAAAAGGGCCACAUAGCUUACUUAGUGAAGUUUUUGGGCAGCACGGAAGUGGACCAGCCGAAGGGCAUCGAGGUGGUGAAGGAGGGCAUCCGAAAACUCAAGUUCAACCAACAGCUGAAGAAGGCUGAGGGUACAAAGACGCCCAAGGUCGAGCUGACCGUCUCCAUCGAUGGCGUGGCCAUUCACGAACCCAAAACAAAGAAAAACCUGCAUCAAUAUCCACUACAUAGAAUCAGCUAUUGUGCAGAUGACAAGGCCGAAAAGCGUUUCUUCAGCUUCAUUGCCAAAGAAGCUGACUCUGACAAACACACUUGUUUUGUGUUUGUUAGUGAUAAGUUGGCUGAAGAAAUCACCUUAACAAUCGGUCAGGCGUUUGAUCUGGCAUACCGAAGAUUUGUGGAAACCUCAAGCCGUGAAGUGGAGAUGCGACGUCAGUUGCUUAUCUUGCAGAAGCGUGUGCAAGGGCUUGAGGAUGAGAAUCAAAUUUUGAAGGAACGUAUCACUCAGCUUUCUGCUCUGAAGAAUAGACCAGAUGUUGAAGACUACAUGAGGGACAAUAAUAUUUCUGACUUGCUAACCCUUAAUGGAGAGAGCAGUACAGAUCCAUCUUUGUCAUCUGAGCCAGCCUCUAGUGGUUCCAAUAUUUUAACUCCUCCCCCUGUUCCACCACGCAAUGCACCAAAGCAGGAUGAUGCUAACCUGAUUGACUGCUUUAUGGGGAAUGGUUCAGAUUUCAUGGUACUUCAAGAUAAGAAUGAUAUAUUAUCCUGCCCCAUGUCCAAUGGUACACUUGAUGACGACGAUGAUGAUGACUUCAAUCCACGUGCCGAAGAAGCCCCAUCAACUAGUGUUAAUGGUACAAAUGGUACAGCAAGUUUAGGCAGUGAUGGUGACGGUGAUGAUGACGAUGACUUUGAUCCAAGAGCUGAAGAAAAGAAGCCACCAUCAUUCACAAAGAAACCAGUUACUGAAUUAAAUGGCCUUUCAUCCAUGGCUCUUAUUCCCCCUCCACGACCUGCCCGAGCACAUGAACAACCACAGCAGAAUGGUUUGUCUGACCUUGUGUUUGAUACACCAGGAGAUCCAUUUGGUUCUGCUGCAUUUACUCCAACAAAUGGUAACAAUGACAUCUUGGCUCAGUUUAAUGAAAUGAAGGCUGGUUUUAGCCGUGGUCUGUCUUUUGGCACUGCUGAUGAAGACUUCACACUUGAAAGCCUAGAUCCACUGAAAAAUUAAUUGUGCACAUUGCCUCAUAUAAGGAACUUUGCGCUUGCAAUCUGCGUUUUCUGAUGUUCAGUAGGCAUCACUCAGCUUGUCCAUAUACUCUUAUGCACCAACUCACAGGUUAUGAAUAACAGGUGUGACUGUUAGAGUACUAAAAACAGUAUAAUUUAUAUUAUAUGUACUAUCAUGGAAGUACCGAUAAAACAAUGGAAAAUAUUUUGGAAAUUUUAUUGUCAAACUAUGCAAGAAAAUACAAAAAAAAAGGCUUUUAGUAAUGCUGUAAUCUAACUAGCUAUAACACAGCUCUUAUAUGGCAAGUUGAAUAGAUGGUUAUGGGAUGGGGAAAAAUAUCUUGCCAUUAGCCCUUUGUUUUCUUUAAAUGACAGACUGAAAUUAUUUUUACUGUACUUAUAAAGGUUGAUGUUUAACAAUUCUUAAUGUGCAGUAUUGCAUUACUUUGUCAUUGUUACUCCUAUGGAGGUAUUUGAUUCCAUUAUAUAAGAAAAAAAGAAUUGUGAUGCUUGCACAUUAGGAUACAGUCUUGAGUCAAAACUUUGUUUUCAAUGUUUUUGAAACUCGGCUGUGUAUGGUUGCAUUUGUUUGCGAAUAACUUAAAAUGCCUCAGUCAGUGUUAUCCUGACUCAUAAAAUAUAGUACAGUAUUGAUUAGUUUACAAGUUCUGUGGGUUGGUAAGUUACUGGAUAAUGGGCUAGAAGGCUUAUCUUAGAAUCUAAUCAUGCUUUCAUCAUUCCAAAAUCAUUAUCAGUAUGUUAUUUAAAACUGUACAAAUAUAGGUGUUACACAUAGUACUGUAUUCGUUUUUAAGGCAUCAUAGAUAUAUUUCUAUCAUUUAUAUAAAGAUGAGCGUCAGUUGAAGAUCUGUUUCAUUUUAUGUAGUUUUAUGCAGAAUUGUGAUAAAUGUUAAUGGCUAAGAAUAAAUGCUGAUAGUAUAGUUUUGUAUUUAUCUUUUUAUGAGAAUGAAUUUUAAUGACUUUCCUGUUUAGAGCUAUAGUUUAUCAAAAAUAGAUUAUGUAUGUAUAGAUGGAAGUUUAUAUCAAAAGUCUAUUAAUAAUGGUAGUCUAAGAAUGAUAAGUAUAUAUUAAUGCAUUUUUAUACCAAACUCUUAGGAGUUGCAUUAUUUAAUAUUGUCAUGGAGAAUGUUAUCCAAUCAUUAUUAAUGAAAGCAAAUUGAGACAUCGUCAGGUUUUUUUGCAGUCUGAUGAUUGUAAUUCAUUUCCAUUGCUCUACGAUGAACACAACUGUCUUGUAUUAAGAGUGAGCAAAGAAGGCAUGAUCAUUUAUAUUUUCAUGAGCUCUACAUUGCUUUAAUAAUAACUGGCUUCAGCAGUUUAUUACAUGAGGUCUAUUAACUCCUCAGUAAUCUCAUAUUAAAUACUAGUAGCCUCUACUGUAAUUGCUGAUUUGUAAAUGUAGGUGCCGUUACCUACUUAAAAUUCAUACAGCAUUUUUUUUUCUUUGACAGCAGAAUGUUUCUGUAUGCAUGUUAGAACUACCUUUGUGCUUAAUAUUUUUUUUCUUUUUUUGUUGUGUCAAAAAUUAUUUUCAUGUUGCUUUGUGACAAUUAACAUGAGAUAAAUCUUUCAAAAUAUUCCAUGUUUUCUUUCUUUUGGGAUUAUUUCAAGCACAAAAUACUGAAACAAUAAUGCUAAAUUCCCUGGCUAAUAUUUUUCAAUUAAAUUUUUGUAUAAUCUUAAAUGCCACUAUCACAUCAGUUAUAGAGGUGGAAUUAAUUUUUCAUAUUUAUGAAAAGAUCGUUUGCAUAUCAUCAGUAUUAUUUUUGCAUCAAGUAUAGGUGGCCAUUUUAUAUAGUUUUGCAUGGUCAUUGAGAAUUCAGAUUAAAUAAAGAAAAGAAUGUCGAGAAAUUUUACUUCAGUACUGUUAAUUGUGACCAAGCUAAUAAUUAUGAAAUUUGUUGGUUUUGCUCUCUUUCCCUUCCUCCUCUACUUGUGACAAAAACUAAUGAGUGUUGUAUGAAACAUAGUGAUGACAUUUUGUGAUCAAGUGGCCACAAUCAUAAUGUAGUUGUUAUAGUUAAAAUAGUUACAGUAUUAAAGGUGUGUUUGAUUGUUAAGUUUACUUUUGCUAAAAAUAUUAUGGGGUAAUCUACAAUUUAAUUAAGCUCAUGACUACCCUGGCAUUAACUGAGAGUGUAAAAGGUUUCAUAUCAUCCCCAUUUUGGUUCUGGUUUCUCAGAGAUUUUUUUAAACAAAAUUGUUAUGGUAGAUAUUUUUUCGGCUUGAGUUGAGAACUUGAUACCAAGUAUUAAUCAUGUAUAUGGAAGCCCAAUAUUUUAUGUCUCGAGAAGUAAUCAUUUGCAAGGCAUAGAACACUAUGUACCUUCUGGAAAAAAAAUUAUGUAACUAUGAAUUUAAACAUCUUUUGCUGGUUUUUUCAUGUAAUAUACAUAUAUGUAUGCUGCUAUUAUAGAUCUGAAAUCCAUGAUUUCCAAUUUUUCUUGGUAUUCACUGGGUAAGGAUGUGAUGCAAUGCCUUUGCAAGUAACACUUGUUGGGUCUGUUUGGGUGGGUGAUGGAAGGGUUGUGAUUUGCACUUUUUUCUUAUUUUGGUAUUCUUGACAAAAUUUGAUAUCCCUUCAACAGCUCGACCUGACCUACAUAUCAUUCCAAGGGGUUUUGAUGCUGAGUGGAUGACUGCUAUUUGUAUAUACUAUGCAUAAUUUUUUUCACUUGACUCUUGACUGAAUGCAUUUCUCUUAUAUCUCAGCAUCUAAUUUAGGUCUGAUUAUAGUAUGGUCACACUAAUGUUAGUUAUGGAAAUACUCUUUGUUCUGAACUUCUUACUACAAAAUUAUAUAAAUCUUUCUCCAGAUAUUACCAGUUUUAUGGCAUAGUUCUACAUACUCACUAACAUUAGCACGUAGUCUUUGUAAAUAAAAUGUAUAUAUCUGGAA